This is a messenger RNA of Monosiga brevicollis MX1, 1347 nucleotides long. RefSeq lists its product as uncharacterized. Gene Ontology annotation, biological process: fumarate metabolic process; tricarboxylic acid cycle; malate metabolic process. The coding region runs from base 1 to 1347 and encodes 448 amino acids. The transcript has 6 exons. Gene Ontology annotation, molecular function: fumarate hydratase activity. The record is from RefSeq and is a predicted model, not a curated record. Gene Ontology annotation, cellular component: tricarboxylic acid cycle heteromeric enzyme complex. Lineage: Eukaryota; Choanoflagellata; Craspedida; Salpingoecidae.
AUGGCCACUCGUCAAGAAUCCGACUCCAUGGGCACCAUCGAGGUUCCCGCCGAUGCCCUGUAUGGCGCCCAGACGGCGCGCUCGCUGAUCAACUUUAACAUUGGUCACGACGUCAUGCCUCGCCCUCUCAUUCGCGCCCUUGGUAUCCUGAAGAAGGCUGCCGCCAAAGCCAACGUGGCGCUCGGUCAGAUUCCCAAGGAUAAAGGCGACCUCAUUGGCCAAGCCGCUGACGAGGUGAUCAAUGGUCAGCUGGAUGCGCAUUUUCCUCUCCGCAUCUGGCAGACGGGCUCAGGCACUCAGACCAACAUGAACACCAACGAGGUCAUUGCCAACCGCGCCACCCAGAUUGCUGGUGGUGACCUGGGGACCAAGAGUCUCAUUCAUCCCAACGAUCACGUCAACCGGGCUCAGUCUUCGAACGACACCUUUCCCACCGCCAUGCACAUUGCGGCUGCCGAGGGUCUGAAGGCCAAGCAGUCUGAGUUUGAGGCCACCAUCAAGUGCGGCCGCACGCAUCUGAUGGAUGCCACUCCCCUUUCCUGCGGCCAAGAAUUUAGUGGCUUUGUGGCCCAGCUUGAGGCUGGCCGUGCUCGAUUGGCGCAGGGUCUGCCCGAAGUUUUCGAGCUUGCCAUUGGCGGCACGGCCGUUGGGACGGGACUCAACACGCAUCCCGAAUUUGGACAGCGCACAGCUGCUGAAAUUGCCGAGCUCACGGGCCUCCCCUUUGUGAGCGCUGAAAACAAGUUUGCCGCACUGGCUUGCCACGAUCCUCUGGUGGCUGUUUCCGGCAAUCUGAAAGCCUUGGCCGUCGGCCUCAUGAAGAUUGCCAAUGACAUUCGUCUCCUGGGAUCAGGACCUCGCUGCGGUCUGGGUGAGCUCAACUUGCCGGCCAACGAGCCUGGAAGUAGCAUCAUGCCGGGCAAGGUGAACCCCACGCAGUGCGAGGCCUUGACCAUGAUCUGCUGCCAAGUGAUUGGCAACGAUGCUGCUAUCACCGCUGGCGGCAUGCAGGGCCACCUGCAGCUCAACGUCUUCAAACCCAUGAUCAUUCACAACAUUUUACAUUCGGUCCUCUUGCUGGCCGACGGCUGCCGCUCGUUUCAGGACCAUUGCGUGGCCGGCCUCGAGCUCAAUCGCCCAGCCAUCGAGGAGCAUUUGCGCAACAGCCUCAUGCUCGUCACAUCACUCAACCCUCACAUUGGUUAUGACAAGGGCGCUGCCGUUGCCAAGAAGGCCCAUGCCGAGGGCUCAACGUUGCGCGAGGCUGCACUGGCUCUCGGAUAUGUCUCUGCGGAAGACUUUGAUCGCAUUGUGGACCCAAGCAAGAUGAUUGGCCCCUCAGCCUAA